Anopheles merus is the source of this 1887-nucleotide messenger RNA. RefSeq names its product major facilitator superfamily domain-containing protein 8-like. Gene Ontology annotation, biological process: transmembrane transport. The transcript has 3 exons. Gene Ontology annotation, cellular component: lysosomal membrane. Bases 351 to 1844 code for a protein of 497 amino acids. The record is from RefSeq and is a predicted model, not a curated record. Gene Ontology annotation, molecular function: transmembrane transporter activity. Lineage: Eukaryota; Metazoa; Arthropoda; Insecta; Diptera; Culicidae.
AACUGGUUCUUGACUUAGUGUCGAUUAAACUGAUCGCGCGAGCAGUCAUGUGCGCUUCUAGCUCGCGUUUGCUUCCCCGUCGUGAGAAUGCCAUCCGUGUUUGAUUUAUUGGCGCGUAUUGGCGGUGUGGGCAGUGAAUGCAAUUAUUUUUUACUUCACCCUUAAAUCAUAUCAGUGAGUGCUUUCUCCUUCAAUUCAAUUGAUUGCAAAAUAUGACCGCCGGUUCUAAGUCGGAAGAACAAGUUUGUAGAAAAUCGAAUCGACGAGUUGCGCAUCGCCUCGUGUGAUACAGGGUUCGAUCGGUGGUAGUCGAAUGUACGGUGGUCAUUUAGGUUUUGUCGUUCGUGACCAUGGCAUCGAUUGGGAGUUGGUGGCGCGUGGUGCAAAACGAAAAGGACCGUUCGAGUGGGCUUGAGAGUGAUUUUGAAUAUCGCGAACGAUGGAUCACAAUACGAUUGGUGUAUGUGAGCGGCUUUUUAAUGUUUCUAUCGUUUGGCGUGGUGACGACUGGACUGUGGCCAUACCUGCAAGACAUGGAUCCCACGGUUGGCAAGCCGUUUCUGAGUGUCGUAUUUGCCGCUCCACCUGCCGGUCAGUUGAUCUUUAGUCCACUUAUCGGCUGGUGCUCGAAUAGAUUAUCAUCAAUCCGCGUUCCGUUCGUGAUACUGACAGCUUUGUUUGUGUUUGGCAAUGGGCUGUACAGCAUCGUGGAGCUGUUCCCCACACCGCACCGAAGGUACGUCCUACUGUUGGCAAGGUUUGUCUUUGGCAUAUCGACGUCAAUCAAUACGCUUAGCCGAGCGUACAUAUCGACGGCCACUAAGCUGUCCGAGCGAACCGGUGCCAUAUCGAUGAGCUCGUUGGCUCAAACGUUCGGGCUAGCAGUGGGGCCCAUCAUUCAAGCGGCCCUAUCAACCAUUGGCAAGGAAGGAUUAAUGUGGUACGGGCUGCGGAUUAACAUGUACACGAUGGCGGGGUGGAUUUGUGCGGCCCUUGGCGUGGUGUACAUACUGUUUCUGAAUCCUUCCUGCUUCGUGCAUCGUACUAUCGCCGCCCAGGAAGCGAUGAAAACGACCGGAUUCAGCAAAGCGACGGAUACGUACGAACCGUUGAAAAUGUUCUCGAUCUGGACGGUCAUGAUCGGUUACAGUGUGUUGAUGUUUUUCUACGUGUCUGUUCAAACCGCCCUUUCACCGAUAUCGCUCGAUCAGUUUGGCUGGAGCCACGAGGAAUCUCUGUAUUACCUGGGCAUCUUAAUUACGGGCGGCACUUUGUGCUCUUGUGCCGUGUUUCUGCUGUUGCCUCAGUUAUGUAAACGGUUUCAGGAGCACAAUGUGUUUCUAUUUUUCGCUAUUGUACCACUGUUUAUCAGUCAAGUGGUAAUGAUACCGAUGGGUAGCAAAUCAAUUCCAAUGUUAGAUUCGUCGAAUAAUAGAAGUACGGGCGAUGGCGGUGGCGGUGGCUGUCCAAUCGAACAGGAAUGGUGUAAUUCUAUUCCUCCCAUUAAUCAAUACCAAUUAACUAUCUCAUACACGAUGCUGUGUAUUUCGUUCUCGGUUGGAAUAGCCAUUAGUCAAACGAUUCUUUCGAAACUGCUCGGCACCCGGCCGCAGGGCAACUGGAUGGCGCUGUACACUAGCAUUGGCGGACUAACGCGCAUCAUAGGACCGGCCUCGGUAGUGGUGUACGUGCGUUUCGGAACUUAUUGGCUGUUUGGUUUGGGUGCGAUGAUAUCGGGGCUGCUACUGAUAUGGAUGUGGUGCUACAAAAGUCAUCUGCGAACGACUAAAAAGAUUAACCACGCGGAAGAAAUGCAGCGCAUGGCCAAUGGAGUAGCGGAAUGAUACGGCGAACAGUCAGAACAAGAGAGGAUGCGUUAAUACAAUU